UCUGACGGCAGCGAUCUCCCCUCCCAGACUGACUUCAAGGCGGCCGACAUGGACGUGAACACGGAUCAGGACAUCGAGAAGAACCUGGACAAGAUGAUGUCUGAGAGGGCGCUGCUGAAGGAGCGCUACCAGGAGGUGCUGGACAAACAGAGGCAAGUGGAGAACCAGCUGCAGGUACAGCUUAAGCAGCUCCAGCAGCGGAGGGAGGAAGAGAUGAAGAACCACCAGGAGAUCCUGAGAGCGAUUCAGGACGUUACGAUCAAGAGAGAAGAGACAAAGAAGAAGAUGGAGAAAGAAAAGAAAGAAUUCUUGCAGAAAGAGCAGGAUCUGAAAGCAGAAAUUGAGAAACUCUGUGAGAAAGGCAGAAGGUUGCUGAAGGAGCAGGAGGAGAAGGAGAACAAGAUCGCGUCUCUGAUUGCAGAGCAGUCCGAUGAGAAGCAGCUGUGGGAGAUGGAGCUGGAUAAGCUGAAGAACCAGCACAAUGAAAUCAAUAGGAACAUUCUUGAGGAGACAGAACGGGCCUGGAAAGCAGAGAUCCUGUCCCUGGAGAGCCGGAAAGAGCUGCUGGUGUUGAAACUAGAAGAGGCAGAAAAGGAAGCAGAGCUGCACCUCACCUACCUCAAGUCUGCGCCACCCACACUGGAGACCAUGAGGCCGAAGCAGGAGUGGGAGAUGAGGCUCAACAGGAUACGAAUGACCAAGGAAAGCGUCCGAGAUCAGUUCAACGAUCACAUUCAGAUGGUGAGGAACGGAACCAAGCUGAGCAGCCUCCCGCAGAUCCCCACACCAACGCUGCCCCCUCCACCCUCAGAGACAGAUUUCAUGCUGACGGCAUUCCAGCCCAACCCAUCCCUUACUCCCAGGCUCCCGUUCCCCAUCGGACCAGUCCCCGUGCCCAUGGUCAUGCCGAGCGCUGAUCCCCGCGCGCUCUCCUUUCCCCUCCUGAACCCUGCCAUCUCCAGGCCCAACCAGCCCUCCCCUCCGCUGCCCACUUCCCAGGGAAGGAACAGCCCCGUGGUGGCCUCGCUUAUGGGCACGUUCCACAGGCUGCAGCCGGCCGAUAAGCUGGAAAAGCUCCUGGACAAGCUGUUGACUCGGUUCCCGCAGUGCAACAAAGCGGCCGGGGCUCAGCCGCUCAGCCGGAUCAGAGCACCCAUGUUCUCCGCUCCGCUGCCCCAGAUCAGCACACCCAUGUUCCUGCCCCCGGCCCAGGUGGCUUACCCUGGAACAGCGGCACAUACCCCGGCUGCCUGCAAGCUGUGUCUCAUGUGCCAGAAGCUCGUGCAGCCCGGUGACCUUCACCCCAUGGCCUGCUCACACGUGCUGCACAAGGAGUGCAUCAAAUUCUGGGCACAAACCAACACAAACGACACUUGUCCCUUCUGUCCAAGCCUCAAAUGACGCCACUCGAACAGAGCGGUCCCGCGGGAGGAGUUGCUGUGAAUAGACAGGAUCAGUUCUAAGAUUUCUACAGUUCUAUAUUUAUACGACCAUGUAUACACAUGUACAUUUUUAUUAUAUAGGUAAUGUGUGUAUAGAAAGUCUGUAUACAUACAAAUUCAUAAAUAAAGUGUGUAUAUUAU
Nestor notabilis (Kea) is the source of this 1583-nucleotide messenger RNA. It is a transcript of the gene RNF214, whose product is annotated as ring finger protein 214. Gene Ontology annotation, molecular function: ubiquitin-protein transferase activity. The record is from RefSeq and is a predicted model, not a curated record. NCBI's taxonomy places the organism in Eukaryota, Metazoa, Chordata, Aves, Psittaciformes, Psittacidae. The transcript is spliced from 14 exons. The annotation marks the transcript as partial.